AUGAAGUCGGCCAUCCUUGCUGUCACCCUCGCCUUCGGCAUCAUCGGCGCCUCGGCAACGAUCAAGUACGAGUACGACCAGGACGGAUCGGUGACGGUGGCAUACGUGGUCCGCGACUCGCCAGCCCCGGCCACGGCGCGUGCGAAGGCGGCCCGCUCGGCAUCGGGCGGGUGCUCGCGCUGCCGCGACCAGUGCCUGCGCGGGGUGCUCUCGGCGGCCAGCGCCGCGCCCGACUUCUGCGCCUCGUUCCUCGCCGCCACGUACACGGCUGCCGGCGACUUCGCGCCCGUCCAGACGCAGUGCGCGACCGACGCCGGCCGAGUCAGCUCGGCGUGCUCGUGCCUUGUCCAGCCGACCUCGUCGGCCUCGUCUGUGUCGUCCUCGGUCCCGACCACGUCGACCGUGUCCUCCUCGACUUCGACUUCGGCUUCGGUGACUGAGUCCUCUUCGACUGAGUCCUCUUCGACUGCGACUCCAACACCGACCGCACCAGCCUGCGCUCCUCUCGGCGCCUCGUGCGACCUCGCUCACCCCGAGCUUUGCUGCAGCAUGGCAUGCCAUGCUGGUGGCUCGGAUGGGGGAUACUGCUUCGAUCUUGGCGGCGGCCCGGGCUAUCAGGAAUAA
Messenger RNA from Thermothielavioides terrestris NRRL 8126, 624 nucleotides. RefSeq lists its product as uncharacterized. The transcript is spliced from 2 exons. The coding region runs from base 1 to 624 and encodes 207 amino acids. The record is from RefSeq and is a predicted model, not a curated record. Lineage: Eukaryota; Fungi; Ascomycota; Sordariomycetes; Sordariales; Chaetomiaceae.